Zootoca vivipara (common lizard) is the source of this 1964-nucleotide messenger RNA. It is a transcript of the gene LRRTM3, whose product is annotated as leucine rich repeat transmembrane neuronal 3. Lineage: Eukaryota; Metazoa; Chordata; Lepidosauria; Squamata; Lacertidae. Gene Ontology annotation, molecular function: protein binding. The record is from RefSeq and is a predicted model, not a curated record.
UUUGACUGUGGCUAGCUUAUGUGCAUGAUUUUUUUUUCUUUAUUACAUUUUCCUUUAUUAAAAUAAAGUGGGGGCAAGCUACAAAGUACUUAUGCUGCUGGGGGUUUCUUAUGCAUUUAAGUAGCAAUUCUGAGCAUGAUUGAAAUAGAUCUGGAUUGUUUAUGGGGGGAUAACUUUUCUAAGUUAUUUUUAUUUCCAGGUUUCAAUGUAUUUAGGCUACUGAGCGGAUCAGCUGUAGCCCUGGUAAUAGCCCCUACUGUAUUACUGACAAUGCUUUCUUCUGCUGAACGAGGAUGCCCAAAGGGCUGUAGGUGCGAAGGCAAAAUGGUAUAUUGCGAGUCCCAGAAAUUACAGGAGAUACCCUCAAGUAUAUCAGCUGGUUGUUUAGGUUUGUCCCUCCGAUACAACAGCCUCCAGAAACUAAAAUACAAUCAGUUUAAAGGUCUUAAUCAACUCACCUGGCUCUAUCUAGACCAUAACCACAUCAGCAAUAUUGAUGAAAAUGCUUUCAAUGGAAUACGCAGGCUAAAAGAGUUGAUUUUAAGUUCCAACAGAAUUGCCUAUUUUCUUAAUAACACCUUCAGACCAGUAACAAAUCUCCGGAACUUGGAUCUGUCAUAUAAUCAGCUGCAGUCUCUGGGAGCUGAACAAUUCAGGGGCUUAAGGAAGCUGCUGAGUUUACAUUUGCGGUCCAAUUCCCUGAGAACAAUCCCUGUCCGAAUUUUCCAGGACUGUAGGAACCUCGAACUCUUAGACCUGGGCUACAACAGAAUCCGAAGCUUAGCAAGGAAUGUCUUUGCAGGCAUGAUCAGGCUGAAAGAGCUUCACCUGGAGCACAAUCAAUUUUCUAAGCUUAACUUGGCUCUUUUUCCAAGGCUUGUCAGCCUCCAGAACCUUUAUUUACAGUGGAAUAAAAUCAGUGUUAUAGGACAAACGAUGUCCUGGACCUGGAGCUCAUUACAAAGGCUUGAUUUAUCUGGCAAUGAAAUAGAAGCUUUCAGUGGACCUAGUGUUUUCCAGUGUGUGCCCAAUUUACAGCGUCUCAACCUGGAUUCCAACAAGCUCACGUUUAUUGGUCAAGAGAUUUUGGAUUCUUGGAUAUCUCUCAAUGACAUCAGCCUUGCUGGGAAUAUAUGGGAAUGCAGCAGGAACAUUUGCUCCCUGGUAAACUGGCUAAAAAGUUUUAAAGGGCUGAGGGAAAAUACAAUUAUUUGUGCCAGCCCCAAAGAGCUGCAAGGGGUGAACGUUAUUGAUGCAGUGAAAAAUUACAGCAUAUGUGGCAAAAGUACUACAGAGAGGUUUGAAUUGCCACAGGCUUUCCCAAAGCCAACCUUUAAACCCAAAGUCAUCAGGCCUAAGCAUGACAGCAAGCCCCCCCUGCCCCCCACCGUCGGGUCCACAGAAGCCAGCUCAGAGCCUGAGCACGACACAGAACACAUCUCUUUCCACAAAAUCAUAGCAGGGAGUGUGGCCCUUUUCUUGUCUGUGCUUGUGAUCCUGCUGGUAAUCUAUGUGUCGUGGAAGCGGUACCCUGCCAGCAUGAAGCAGCUGCAGCAGCGCUCUCUCAUGCGAAGGCACAGGAAGAAGAAACGACAGUCGCUGAAGCAGAUGACUCCAACCACACAGGAAUUUUAUGUCGAUUAUAAGCCAACUAACACCGAGACCAGCGAGAUGCUGCUGAACGGGACGGGACCCUGCACAUAUAGCAAAGCAGGCUCCAGGGAAUGUGAGAUACCUUUAUCUAUGAACGUGUCAACAUUUCUUGCAUAUGACCAGCCUACAAUAAGUUACUGUGGUGUACACCAUGAACUUCUUGCUCAUAAGCCCUAUGAAUCUAAUGCACAGGAAGAAACAAUGGAAACACACUUAGAGACCGAUUUGGAUCUGAGCACAAUCACAACGGUAGCACGAAAUCAGUGAUACAUUCAAUGGCCUGAAAUACAGCCAAGGGUUGCCACCAUAUU